UCUCGUGAGCCUGCUGCCAUGAGAAAUUUGAAAUAACGAGCAAGGACAAACUCUUAUUCAUUUUUAAGGCUGCACGCAACACUCAGUUGUGGCUAUUGUUUUAGGGGAAAGGCAUUAUUUGAGUGUUAAAUAAAUAUUGCACUGUGCAGUGACCUUAAGGGCACUUUUCUUGAGCUCAUCCAGCUGCCAAAGAUUUUUUUUAUGUGUUUAUUCAUGUGGAGAGGAUGGGGAGUGCUAUUGCUAUAUGUUUCAUGCUGCUGGUCUCGAAGAAAUCAAACCUGGGAUCUCUCAGAAGCAGCUCUACCAAGGUCCGUUCCCUGGGCCAAGGGUUGCAUGGUAGCUGCAGUCGCUUCCCCAGCGGGCCGGCCUGGGAGAAGAAAGCAGUCGUCAUGUCCCGAGGAGGAGCAGCAGCACGGGGAGCUGCCAAGCCCCAGGACCGGGGCUGGGCAUGGAUGGUCCUGCUCGCCGCAGUGCUGCUGCAGGGGCUGACGCUGGGCUUCCCCUCCUGCAUCGGCGUCUUCUUCACGGACCUCCAGCACGAGUUCCAGGCCUCCAACAGUGAGACGUCGUGGUUCCCAUCCAUCAUGGUGGCUGUGCUGCACGGAGGUGGACCCCUCUGCAGCAUCUUGGUGAAGCGAUUUGGCUACAGGUUUGCCGUGAUGCUGGGAGGCCUGCUCAGCAGCGUGGGCAUGGUGUCCAGCUCCUUCUGCAAGUCCCUCGGCCAGCUUUACUUAACAGCUGGCCUCAUCACUGGUCUGGGAUCGUGUUUCAGCUUCCAGGCAGGAGUGACUGCGCUGGGCCACUACUUCGUGCGGUGGCAAGCGUUGGCUAACGCCAUGGCAUCCACUGGUGUCUCUCUUGGUUUCACGCUGUGGCCGCUGCUUUCUCAAUACAUGCUGGAUGAGAUGGGCUGGAGAAACACUUUUCUUAUCUUUGGAGGAAUACUAUUAAACUGUUGUGUCUGUGGAGCCAUUAUGAGACCAGUGCAGCUUGCAUCAGGAUCACUAGUACAGUUACCCAGGCCUGGAGAGGAUUCAGGGAGAAGAGCAGAAGAGGCACAGCUGUCCAAUGGAGCAUCUUCUCCCCACCUAAAGUACCAGCAGCAAAACAGAAAGACUGCAUGCUUCCAGAUGCUGCAGAAGUACCUGGCUUUUGAUAUCUUCUGUCAAAACAAAGGUUACCAGAUUUACACUAUUGGAGUGACCUGGAUGAUGAUGGGGUUUGUGUUACCCCACGUCUACCUAGUACCUUAUGCCAUCCAGAACGGUGUGGAGGAACGCAAGGCAGCCCUCCUCAUCUCCAUUAUUGGGUUCAUCAACAUCUUCAUACGCCCUUUGACAGGACUGCUUUCGGGACACAGAAUCUUCACGGGAAGGCGCAUCUACCUGUUCAGCCUGGCUGUGCUCCUCUGCGGGCUGAGCAAUUUCAUUUGCAUCAUUUCAGCUGAGUUCAGCGUGCUCAUCGUCUACUGCGUCAUCCUCAGCAUAGCCAUGAGUGGCAUUGGGGCACUCACCUUCCAGGUGCUGAUGGAUGUGGUGGAGAUGGACAGGUUCUCAAGUGCUCUAGGGCUCUUCACGGUCCUGGAGAGUAUCACUCUCCUCAUUGGACCCCCUCUCACAGGUCUCCUGGUGGAUAUAACCAAUGAUUUCCACUAUGUCUUCUACACCUCCAGUUUCCUCAUGAUAUCAGCUGCUUUGUUCAUGGGGCUCAGCUUCUGCGCUCUGGAAAAAAAAAGAAAUUUGAAAGAGGCCUCAAAAGUACCUUUGGAUAAUCCUUCCAGAUAUCAAUACAAUGACACGCCAGCUGAACUACAGCCUGAAAGUCAGUCCACUCCAGCAGUCGUGUACAUCACAAGCAUAUGAAAAAAAAAAAAAAAAAAAAAAAAAAAAAAGAGAGAGGAAUACAAACGAUUAUGUGGCCUGUACAAAGCUACACAUGGCCUGGCACUGAUGGCAGAGAAACCAAGUGUGUGCAUCCCACAACUAUCGUCGUCCUCCUGCCCCAUGCUUCCACUCGGUGGGGCCGUGUCAGGCUCCACGCAAGCAAUGUGGAUCUCGGGCUGAGCCCAGCACCAGCCCAGGAGCUGAAGGACAAAGGGAACUGUGCUUUCCUAAAGCAGGCCGUGGGAUAACAGCCACGGCAGCCAGCUCUGAGAAACAAAAGCCAUGUUGAUUCAAUUGGCUUAAGUCGGUGCCUUUCAGAAGUCACCGGUAUUUCACACACAUAUUUCAGCUUUAGCACUGGAAAAUACGUACUGAUGGCUAUGCACAAUGGUAGUUCUUUCACAGAGUAUUACUCACCUAGUCUGAACAUAAAAUUUUGGUGCAGAUUUAUAUGAAGUUUCCUGGUAGCCUCUCACAUUGUGGGAGGGACAAAACAAACACUUUCAAUUGGAACUGUGCCAUUAUUUCCCAUAUCUCAAAAUAUUACAUGGAGGCUGCCAUAUGGGCCUCAGGACUUGGGCAAGUCUCUAGGAAGAUCAAAUAUUUUGUUUUCCUAUGAGGUAUAUAUGAGUUCUUCAUGCCAAAGGCAUUUUCAGAGCCUCAAAGGGUCAACUGCAGAGCAUCAAAAACAAAGACCCAAGCCUUACAGAGAGCGCCUUGCAUAACUAGUGGUAUUUCUAGUGCUUCCUGAUGUAUCACAACUGGGAAUUCACGGCUUGUAUAAAUACAUUUCUUUCCAGCAU
Oxyura jamaicensis (ruddy duck) is the source of this 2686-nucleotide messenger RNA. It is a transcript of the gene SLC16A5, whose product is annotated as solute carrier family 16 member 5. The record is from RefSeq and is a predicted model, not a curated record. Gene Ontology annotation, biological process: transmembrane transport; monocarboxylic acid transport. The transcript is spliced from 5 exons. Bases 225 to 1862 code for a protein of 545 amino acids. Lineage: Eukaryota; Metazoa; Chordata; Aves; Anseriformes; Anatidae. Gene Ontology annotation, molecular function: monocarboxylic acid transmembrane transporter activity.